Molecule: messenger RNA, 1533 nt
Organism: Pogona vitticeps (central bearded dragon)
Lineage: Eukaryota; Metazoa; Chordata; Lepidosauria; Squamata; Agamidae
Gene: DNAJB11
Product: DnaJ heat shock protein family (Hsp40) member B11
Biological process (GO): protein folding; protein maturation
Cellular component (GO): endoplasmic reticulum
Molecular function (GO): misfolded protein binding
Source: RefSeq, a predicted model, not a curated record
AUUGGUCAGUAUACUACACCGGGCUCUCGCUGGCUUGCUCUCGCUCUCUCUCGUGCCUAUGGUUACCGGCGUGUGAGUAAGAUUGGGGGUGCCGACCAUCUCGACGACACCCCGGCCCCGCCAUGACCCCCUGCUCUCUUGGCGGCCUCCUCCUGCUGCUGCUGUGUCUGCUCGGGGACGCCAUCGCAGGGAGAGACUUCUACAAGAUAUUGGGGGUGCCUCGCAGUGCAUCAGUUAAAGAUAUUAAAAAGGCCUACCGAAAAUUGGCCCUGCAGCUUCAUCCGGAUCGGAACCCUGAUGAUCCACGUGCACAGGAAAAGUUUCAGGAUCUUGGGGCUGCCUAUGAGGUACUGUCAGAUGAGGAAAAGCGAAAGCAGUAUGAUGCAUAUGGAGAAGAAGGAUUGAAAGAGGGUCAUCAGAGUUCCCAUGGAGAUAUUUUUUCACAUUUCUUUGGGGAUUUCGGAUUCAUGUUUGGAGGGAACCCUCGUCAGCAAGACAGAAACAUUCCAAGAGGAAGUGACAUUAUUGUGGACCUAGAAGUUACACUGGAAGAAGUGUAUUCAGGAAACUUUGUGGAAGUAGUUCGCAACAAGCCAGUAGCAAGACAGGCACCAGGCAAACGAAAAUGCAACUGCCGACAGGAGAUGAGGACAACCCAGUUAGGCCCAGGGCGCUUCCAGAUGACCCAAGAAGUUGUCUGUGAUGAAUGCCCCAAUGUCAAGCUUGUGAAUGAAGAACGAACCCUAGAGGUAGAGAUAGAACCUGGCAUGAGGGAUGGCAUGGAAUAUCCCUUCAUUGGGGAAGGGGAACCACAUGUUGAUGGAGAGCCAGGGGAUUUGCGCUUCCGGAUAAAAGUUCUCAAGCAUCCAGUCUUUGAACGGAGAGGGGAUGAUUUAUACACGAAUGUGACUAUUUCACUAGUUGAGGCUCUCAUUGGCUUUGAAAUGGAUAUUACCCAUUUAGAUGGGCACAAGGUCCACAUUGCCAGGGAUAAAAUCACAAAGCCUGGAGCCAAGCUGUGGAAAAAAGGAGAAGGUCUCCCCAACUUUGACAAUAACAAUAUAAAAGGCUCCCUGAUAAUUACAUUUGAUGUAGAAUUUCCCAAAGAGCAGCUGACAAGCGACCAGCGGGAAGGUCUCAAGCAACUGCUGAAACAGGCAUCUGUGCAGAAGGUGUACAAUGGACUGCAGGGAUAUUAAGACUGGGGGAAACUGACUUUCUUACAGAUGAAUGAAAUCAGUGCUGUAAACCGCACUAGUUUCUUCUGGGCGUUAAUAGAACAAAAUUGAAGGGUAUUGGAGUGACCACCGAAACCUCUGUUUUUACAGUAGUGAGGUGAUUGGGACUCAUCAGAAGACAGCAAAAGAAAUUUCCUUAUUCAGGACACAACUGGUGCUUUAUUUGGAGCAGUCAGGCUCCAACAGUUGAGAAAUGUGAGGUAAUUUAAGAAAAAUACUACAUUGGAAUUCUGGUUUUAAAAUAUAUUUUGAUGUUACUUUUUCUUGCCCUUCUGAAUGAAUUUUCAUAACUUUU